AUGAAGGUUUUCCCACCAAACUCUUACCAGGAAGCCCAGGAUCUUGGAGAAGGAAAGAAGCCUUGGAAGUGUAAUGAGUGUGAGAAAGCUUUCAGUUACUACUCAGCUUUUGUUUUGCAUCAGAGAAUUCAUACAGGAGAAAAACCCUAUGAAUGUAACGAAUGUGGUAAAGCGUUUAGCCAGAGCAUACACCUUACUCUACACCAGAGAAUUCAUACCGGAGAGAAACCCUACAAAUGUCACGAAUGUGGGAAAGCCUUCAGUCACCGCUCAGCCCUUAUUCGGCAUCACAUAAUUCAUACCGGAGAGAAACCCUAUGAAUGUAAUGAAUGUGGGAAGGCCUUUAAUCAGAGUUCAUACCUCACUCAACAUCAGCGAAUUCAUACUGGAGAGAAACCUUAUGAGUGUAAUGAAUGUGGGAAGGCCUUCAGCCAAAGCACGUUCCUUACCCAGCAUCAGGUAAUUCACACUGGAGAGAAACCUUAUAAGUGUAAUGAAUGUGGCAAAGCCUUUAGUGAUCGUUCAGGUCUUAUUCAGCACCAGAGAACUCAUACUGGAGAGAGGCCUUAUGAGUGUAAUGAAUGUGGGAAGGCCUUUGGCUACUGUUCAGCCCUGACUCAGCACCAGAGAACUCACACUGGGGAGAAGCCCUAUAAAUGCAAUGACUGUGCCAAAGCCUUCAGUGACCGCUCAGCCCUUAUUCGUCAUCAGAGAACACACACUGGAGAAAAACCUUACAAGUGUAAUGAUUGUGGAAAAGCUUUUAGCCAGAGCUCAUCUCUUACAAAACAUCAGAAAACUCACACUGGAGAAAAACCCUACAAGUGUAUGGAAUGUGGAAAAGGCUUCAGCCAAAGUUCAUCCCUUUCUCAACAUCAGAAAACUCAUGCUAGAGGGAAAACCAAGAAGUAUGGACAGUCCUUCAGUGAUCAUUCAGACUUUAGCCAACAAAAGAGAAUUCAUACUGGAUAA
Molecule: messenger RNA, 972 nt
Organism: Cynocephalus volans (Philippine flying lemur)
Lineage: Eukaryota; Metazoa; Chordata; Mammalia; Dermoptera; Cynocephalidae
Gene: ZNF892
Product: zinc finger protein 892
Exons: 2
Coding region: 1-972 (323 amino acids)
Biological process (GO): regulation of transcription by RNA polymerase II
Cellular component (GO): nucleus
Molecular function (GO): DNA-binding transcription factor activity, RNA polymerase II-specific; RNA polymerase II cis-regulatory region sequence-specific DNA binding
Source: RefSeq, a predicted model, not a curated record